Molecule: messenger RNA, 747 nt
Organism: Symbiodinium natans
Lineage: Eukaryota; Dinophyceae; Suessiales; Symbiodiniaceae
Source: the annotation of a GenBank genome assembly
AUGUCGAUGAUGUUGCGACUUGAUAUCUUCACUCAGAAGGGUGCGGCGAUAAAGGCAAUUCAGGAGUUCAACGAUCUUUGCAUACGACGUGUCCCUUACAAGAAGCUCCCGACUACCCGCAUGCUGUGCGCCCUUGCUGCGUCGAGCCAAGAGUUGCCAGAUAAAGUCAAAAUCGCGGACGUCACCAACAAGUGGAAAGAGUCCCUGAAGAAGCUUGUGGAGGAGAAGAAGAAGUGGGAGAUCGAGUCACAUGUCUUCACCAAUGCAGUGCAGAUGUUCGCGGUGCUCCCAGAAGAAGAGGCGUCGAAGCUGCUGGAGUUUGUGGAAGACACCGUCGAGCGGGAGGAAAUCCACCACGUGACCAUGGAGCCCCUAGCAUCUAGGGAGCUCCGGGCAGGGGCCCUGGCGCCCUUCCACUGGGUCUACAACGGUACCUCCACCGCCCACAUCGCCGACAUCGCCCGCAUCGUCUACGCUCCCGGCGAAGGCGAAGGCACCUCCACCGCCCACAUCGCCCACAUCGCCCGCAUCGUCUGCGCUCCCAGCGAAGGCAAAGGAGGCAGGCGACAGAGCCUGAACCAAUUUAAGAGGGCUCCGGAGGCUGAAGCAACGCUCGAGAUGCCGAGCAAUGUCAGUGAGGAAGCAGAGCACGAGAGUUUCUUCCAGGGCGGCCUUUGUGCGGAGUGUAUGCGGCUGCGAUAUGCUACGAUAUGGACCUAUGCCCGGUUCUACAGUUUGCUAGACUAG